Messenger RNA from Peniophora sp. CBMAI 1063, 918 nucleotides. The record is from the annotation of a GenBank genome assembly. Lineage: Eukaryota; Fungi; Basidiomycota; Agaricomycetes; Russulales; Peniophoraceae.
AUGGUCGUCCUCGUUGCGCUUGUCGUUGCGCUCAUCCCGCACGCGCUCGCUGUCUCCAUUCCGGCCAAGCGUCAGUCAAUCACGACCUUAUCUUCGGCACAAAUCGAUACUUUCACGCCGUACUCGAACUUUGCCGCCGCGGCGUACUGCACAGCGGCUCAGACGGCGGAUUGGGGUUGUGGAUCGCUUUGCGAGGCAAACUCAGGCUUCGUAGUCCAGGCUUCCGGCGGAGACGGAGACGGUACUCAAUUCUGGUAUGUUGGAUACGACCCGUCCCUCAAGGAGGUCAUCGUCGCGCACCAAGGAACCGAUCCGGACGAACUUAAGGCCGAUUUGACCGACGUGAACAUCAUCCGAGGAAAGCUGGACUCUACCCUUUUCCCUGGCAUCUCGUCUUCCAUUACUGUGCACGAAGGUUUUAGGAAUGAGCAGAAGAAGACCGCAUCCAGUGUACUGGCCGCAGUGAAGGCCUCAAUGUCUGCGCAUGCUACCAGUUCUGUAACUGUGGUCGGACAUUCUCUCGGUGCUGCAAUUUCACUCAUCGACUCCGUCUUCCUAACCCUAAACUUGGGUUCGGAUGCUACCAUCAAGUACAUCGGUUAUGGUCUUCCCCGAGUCGGGAACCAGGCCUUCGCCGAUUACCUGGAUGCAAACAUAGACGUCACUCAUAUCAACAACAAGGAAGAUGAUGUUCCCAUCGUCCCUGGUAUGUUCCUUGGAUAUCAUCAUCCUUCGGGGGAGAUCCACAUUCAGGACUCCGGUGCUUGGGAUUCGUGUCCUGGGCAAGACAACGAGUCGGCCCUGUGUACAACUGGGGACGUAUCAAGUAUCUUCACAGGCGAUGAGGAUGACCACGACGGUCCAUACAAUGGGGUAUACAUGGGCACCGUCGGAGCCGAACUGUGCACGGGCCCUUGA